This is a messenger RNA of Solanum verrucosum, 510 nucleotides long. Its product is annotated as MADS-box transcription factor 47-like. The record is from RefSeq and is a predicted model, not a curated record. Gene Ontology annotation, molecular function: RNA polymerase II cis-regulatory region sequence-specific DNA binding; DNA-binding transcription factor activity, RNA polymerase II-specific; protein dimerization activity. Bases 79 to 510 code for a protein of 143 amino acids. Gene Ontology annotation, biological process: regulation of transcription by RNA polymerase II. NCBI's taxonomy places the organism in Eukaryota, Viridiplantae, Streptophyta, Magnoliopsida, Solanales, Solanaceae. The transcript is spliced from 2 exons.
GCGCCUCUCUGUUGCUUGGCGGCAAAGCCAAGUUCUUCGUCCAGAAGAGAAAAGGCCAUUGGUUAAUUUCUGGCAAUCAUGGUACGUACAAAAGUAGAAAUCAAGAGAAUUGAGGAUAAGGCUAAAAGGCAUACCACUUUCACAAAACGUAGACAAGGUCUUUUUAAGAAAACCAAGGAGUUGGUGAAAAGAUGCGACGCUGAAGCGGCUGUGAUCACGUUUUCUUUGGCCGGCAAUAUCUUUGCAUUCGGCCAUCCCUCCGUUGACAACGUGGUGAACCGCUACAUUGCUGCCAUGUCUGCUCCAGAGCUCGGUGAAGUUGUUCCGGUUCAUGAAGAGGCAGAGGAUGCAGUGAUUGGGACAAAUGAAGAUGAUGAGACGUUGGGACUGGAGGUGCCACUUGAUGAUAUGGGUAUGACUGAACUUGAGGAGUUGGAUCGCACAAUGACAGAGAUGAAGAAGAAAGUUGUUGACAAAAUAGAUGGGAUAAUUUCAUGUUCAAAGAAUUGA